CUUCUCGUUAGACUCUUACCAACAGAGUUACAAUGCAGAAAGACGGAGCAAAGAGGAAGGCCAGCCGGAAACCUACUCGGCCAUUGCAAAAGCGGGUCAAAGCCUCCGAACCCAAACUGGAACCCCAGCACUUGGUGGAGGAGCCCCGAAAACUGAAAGACAUAUGGAAGGCUGCGUUUCCUGUCGGAAAAGGCUGGGACAGGAUGGACUCCGUGCACAAGGAGUUCAAGUGGGAUUUCUUCAAUCUCGAACGCGCAUUUGAAGAGAAGGGAAAGCUGAAUCAUGAGGUUAUUGGUAACAAUGACAAGGUCUAUCUGUUCGGCACAGUCGAAUGUCAUUUUCAGAGGAAGGAUGAAGUUGUAGUUCCUGUUGUAUCGCCUUCCCCGCCAUCAGAUGACAUGGGGAUUAAGCCGGUGAAUGGAGCAGAUAUUAGGGUUCCAACGAAAGCGUUGAAGAUGGAUUGGAUUCCAUGCAUUCCUCUGUACAAGAAAGAUUCAGCCACCCAAGUGAUGAAGUAUCCUCAAAUAUUUGUCUUGGGUUGCACGGAAAGGAGAAGUGACGCUUCAAACUGCACGAAGGAUGAAAGUUUCGUGAAACGUCAGUACUUCUUUCCGUGUUUAGAUGAUCACGAGGAGGAAGAAGAUGACUGUCGGGUAGGAGGCGAGGAGGAUGAAUUUGCCAAGUUCAUCAUAGAGGAGACGAUAGGAGGAGACAAGGAAUUGUCUCCUGUUGUAAAAGCUGGCUUGAAGGAGUAUGUGGAGGACAUGCUAUUUGAUGCAAAGAGAAACCAUGGAGAGAACGAAGUUAGUAGCAGUAGUGUUUUUUCAUUCAUCCGAGCGAUACUAAGGGACGGGAGAUGCAAAUGCAAGCACUCGGACGAAGGGACAAACACUCUAAAGCGCUUGAGCCGGGAAGAGGGUUUCAGAAAUAGGACGAUGUACAAGUUCUACCGUGUGCAAACACCGGAAACUCCCGACAUUUCAAAAGCUAAAUAUCGAUUCAUCAACAAGUACUACGGCACAGCUCUUGAGGUUCUGUAA
Molecule: messenger RNA, 1040 nt
Organism: Pyrus x bretschneideri (Chinese white pear)
Lineage: Eukaryota; Viridiplantae; Streptophyta; Magnoliopsida; Rosales; Rosaceae
Product: protein HEAT INTOLERANT 4-like
Exons: 1
Coding region: 33-1040 (335 amino acids)
Biological process (GO): regulation of cellular response to heat
Source: RefSeq, a predicted model, not a curated record